Molecule: messenger RNA, 1550 nt
Organism: Malus domestica (apple)
Lineage: Eukaryota; Viridiplantae; Streptophyta; Magnoliopsida; Rosales; Rosaceae
Cellular component (GO): cytosol
Molecular function (GO): quinone reductase (NADPH) activity; NADPH binding; mRNA 3'-UTR AU-rich region binding
Source: RefSeq, a predicted model, not a curated record
AAUUAUUAAGGGAUAAAUACCAAGAAAUCACACUUUUGACCGGAAAGUAGUUCGUACCCAGAAAUCAAGCAGUAUCGCGAACAAAGAUGGUGAAAGCCAUUCGAGUUCAUGAACUUGGUGGUCCUCAGCCAAGAGCACAUGAGUUCUUAUGCCGUUGUAUUCAUCGGACUAGUCCAGAGAAGGUCUUGAAAUGGGAAGAUGUGGAAAUAGGAGAGCUGAAGGAGGGGGAGGUUCGUGUGAAGAACAAGGCAGUAGGGGUUAAUUUCAUCGAUGUAUACUUCCGCAAAGGACUUUAUUAUAAGGCUGAUACAAUGCCCUUCACCCCAGGUAUGGAAGCUUGUGGAGUUGUGACAGCCGUAGGACCUGGAGUAAUAGGCAGGCGAGUUGGAGAUCUGGUGGCCUAUGUUGGUACUCCGAUGGGGUCAUAUGCGGAAGAACAGAUCCUUCCUGCAAACAAAGUGGUGCCCGUUCCCCCUUCAAUUGAUCCUAUUGUUGCAGCAUCCGUAUUGCUUAAGGGUAUGACAGCUCAGGUUCUACUACGGCAGUCUUUCAAGGUCAAACCAGGAAACAGAGUCCUUGUUCACGCUGCAGCUGGUGGAGUUGGAUCCCUUUUAUGCCAGUGGGCUAAUGCGCUUGGUGCAACUGUCAUUGGAACUGUAUCAACUAAAGAGAAGACAGCUCAGGCCAAGGAUGAUGGGUGUCACCAUGUCAUAGUCUAUACGGAAGAGGAUGUUGUUGCUCGAGUGACAGAAAUAACAUCUGACAAUGGGGUUGAUGUUGUCUAUGAUUCUGUAGGGAAGGAUACCUUUCAGGGAUCAUUGGCAUGUUUGAAGACUCGUGGAUACAUGGUGAGUUUUGGACAAGCAUCAGGUGCAAUUGAUCCGGUCCCGCUAUCAGCCCUUGCAGCAAAGUCACUCUUCCUGACCAGGCCAGCCCUGUUCCAGUACACUGCAGCUCAAGACAAAUUGUUAGAGGUUGCGGGAGAGGUAUUUGCUAAUGUUGCAUCAGGCGUAUUGCGCGUUCGAGUAAAUCACAAAUACCCAUUGUCUCACGCAGCACAAGCUCAUGCAGACCUCGAGAACAGGAAAACAUCCGGCUCGGCUGUGCUUAUACCCUAAAAUUUCUGCCUCAACUGCUGUUCUUUGUGAACAGAUUAAUAUGAGUUGGUUUGCAAAAUGCAAUGAUGUUAUCUCCAACUUUAGUGACAGACAGACUUGUUAAGCAAGCAAAAAAGGCAAUCGUAUUUUUCGCAUUUCUGCUGAAAGGCAAAACUGUUUCUAUGAAACAGCAGGGUAUGUAUCACGUAACGUAUCUCUCUCUCAUCACGUGAGGAUGGACACAGUUUUUCUCAAGUGAGCCCUCGAAUUCUAGCAUGUGGAGUUCAUGCUAGGGUGCCAAUGUAACUAGAGUGACGUGGGAAGCAUGCCAAGGUCCCCGACUGGCACACUAUUGUUUCUGGUAGUCUCUCUCUAUCUUUUCGCUUUCAUGCCAUUCACUUUAGAAUAAUUCGGGAAACGAUUUCCCUACACAUUUUUUUUUCUCCUCAUGCA